Messenger RNA from Arabidopsis thaliana (thale cress), 2415 nucleotides. Its product is annotated as Pentatricopeptide repeat (PPR-like) superfamily protein. The record is from RefSeq and is marked reviewed. The transcript has a single exon. Gene Ontology annotation, biological process: RNA modification. Bases 180 to 1832 code for a protein of 550 amino acids. Lineage: Eukaryota; Viridiplantae; Streptophyta; Magnoliopsida; Brassicales; Brassicaceae. Gene Ontology annotation, molecular function: RNA binding.
GCCAUCUGUAAACCCUUAAACCCUUCUCCAAGGUUUCAUCUUUUACAAAAUUCUUCUACAAAAAAUCGAUUCUCAUCGAAAACUUUAACAAAUUAGAAUCCACCAAGAUUCAUGUUAUGACAAAAGCAUACAAAUUUACAUACAAACAUAUGUUUCCUAAUAGCCCCAUUUGAUCCCGAAUGAUCCAGAGAUUAUCUCAUCCUUCUUUGCUCUCACUCGAAACCCUCUUCAAGCUCUGCAAAUCCGAGAUUCAUCUUAAUCAAAUCCAUGCCCGAAUCAUCCGCAAAGGUCUUGAACAAGACCAGAAUCUCAUCUCAAUCUUCAUCUCUUCGUCUUCUUCGUCUUCUUCGUCUCUCUCUUACUCUUCCUCUGUUUUUGAACGUGUUCCUUCUCCUGGAACUUAUCUCUGGAAUCAUUUGAUUAAAGGGUACUCGAAUAAGUUUCUCUUCUUUGAGACUGUUUCGAUUCUAAUGCGGAUGAUGAGAACAGGUUUAGCUAGACCUGAUGAGUAUACUUUUCCUUUGGUUAUGAAAGUUUGUUCUAACAAUGGACAGGUUCGUGUUGGUUCAUCGGUUCAUGGGUUAGUUUUGAGAAUUGGGUUUGAUAAAGAUGUUGUUGUGGGUACAAGUUUUGUUGAUUUUUAUGGUAAAUGUAAGGAUUUGUUUAGUGCACGUAAGGUGUUUGGGGAAAUGCCUGAGAGAAAUGCUGUUUCUUGGACAGCUUUGGUUGUUGCCUAUGUGAAAUCUGGGGAGUUAGAGGAAGCGAAGAGCAUGUUUGAUCUUAUGCCUGAGCGUAAUUUGGGAUCUUGGAAUGCUUUGGUUGAUGGGUUGGUUAAAUCUGGUGAUUUGGUUAAUGCUAAGAAGUUGUUUGAUGAAAUGCCUAAGAGAGAUAUAAUUUCGUAUACCUCUAUGAUUGAUGGGUAUGCUAAAGGUGGUGAUAUGGUUUCUGCAAGGGAUUUGUUUGAGGAAGCGAGGGGUGUUGAUGUUAGAGCAUGGUCAGCUUUGAUAUUGGGUUAUGCACAGAACGGUCAGCCGAAUGAGGCUUUUAAGGUUUUUAGCGAAAUGUGUGCGAAGAAUGUCAAACCUGAUGAGUUUAUAAUGGUGGGUUUGAUGUCAGCUUGUUCUCAGAUGGGUUGUUUUGAGUUAUGUGAAAAGGUUGAUUCUUAUCUGCACCAAAGGAUGAAUAAGUUUUCUAGUCAUUAUGUUGUACCUGCUUUGAUAGACAUGAAUGCCAAGUGUGGCCACAUGGACAGAGCAGCUAAGUUGUUUGAAGAGAUGCCUCAGCGAGAUCUUGUUUCAUAUUGUUCGAUGAUGGAAGGAAUGGCGAUCCACGGGUGUGGAAGUGAAGCUAUUCGACUGUUUGAGAAAAUGGUAGACGAAGGUAUUGUUCCUGAUGAAGUUGCCUUCACAGUAAUAUUGAAAGUUUGUGGCCAAUCCAGGCUUGUUGAGGAGGGAUUGAGGUAUUUCGAGUUAAUGCGAAAGAAAUAUUCUAUUUUGGCAUCUCCUGAUCAUUAUUCAUGCAUUGUGAAUCUUCUUAGCCGGACAGGGAAGCUUAAAGAGGCCUAUGAGCUUAUCAAAUCCAUGCCCUUUGAAGCUCAUGCUAGUGCUUGGGGUUCACUUUUGGGUGGUUGUAGUCUACAUGGGAAUACUGAGAUAGCAGAGGUAGUUGCAAGGCACCUCUUUGAGCUUGAACCACAAAGUGCCGGUAGUUACGUGCUUCUGUCAAAUAUUUAUGCAGCUUUAGACCGGUGGACGGAUGUUGCUCAUCUUAGGGACAAAAUGAACGAAAAUGGUAUUACAAAGAUUUGUGGCCGAAGUUGGAUAAGUCGAUAAGCACUUGUCAGGUUUCAUCUAACGGUGUCAAUGCAAGACUUUUGCUUAACCUAACAAGACGUUCAGGCAAAAGAGCACCUAAACAGAACCAGCCUGAAACAUCAUUGUUUUUGGUACAUAGCUGGAGAGGUUGGAUAACAUGUUUACCAUGAUCAGGCUUCAAAUCCAUUGUGUUAUUUUUCUGGUUGGAUGCUUUGAGGAGGUCAUAGAUAACCAAGAAUGAUUCACGAGACGAAAAGAGCUUCAUUUAUGGUUUGUUUGUUGUCUCAGAGAUCUCAUUGCGUCGUCUGAUUUGUCGUUUCGAUUGUAACAAAAUGCUAAGGUAUCCUCUGUACUGAACAUGUAGGUUAACGCAGAUUUCAGAAGUGAGAGGGCUGUUGACAAAAUUCAUAAGAGAAAGAUCUGUUACAUACUAAUGUAUUCGCUUAUGAUCUACCUUCAAAGAUUAAAUAGUUUGGUUAUGAUAUAUCUACGUACCCGACUCUGUUUGUCGUUGUCGAUUACUACUAGGCUAUAAACUGGCUUAAUAAGAUCAACACUAUAUGUAAAUUACCUUCAAACUAUAGAAAACUUAAAUAAUAAU